Messenger RNA from Ixodes scapularis (black-legged tick), 711 nucleotides. RefSeq names its product zinc finger protein 239-like. The record is from RefSeq and is a predicted model, not a curated record. Gene Ontology annotation, cellular component: nucleus. The annotation marks the transcript as partial. Lineage: Eukaryota; Metazoa; Arthropoda; Arachnida; Ixodida; Ixodidae. Gene Ontology annotation, molecular function: DNA-binding transcription factor activity, RNA polymerase II-specific; RNA polymerase II cis-regulatory region sequence-specific DNA binding. The transcript has a single exon. Gene Ontology annotation, biological process: central nervous system development; regulation of transcription by RNA polymerase II.
CCCACCAACCCACAAAAGCAGCAAACGCACCGAAACCCGGACAAGCACCGGUGCCGCUUCUGUCCUUACUCAUGUCCUUCUGCAGCGGGUAUCGCCAUCCACGAGAGGACUCACACUGGAGAGAGGCCCUUCAGUUGCGAUGUUUGCGAGAAAACGUUCACGCAUAAGGCUGCCUUGAAGGCUCACGUUCGAACUCACACCGGAGAGAAGCCGUUCAAGUGCAACACGUGCAGCAGGGCCUUUGCUCAGAAAACCCAUUUGACGAUGCAUGUGAGGACUCACACGGGAGAGAAGCCGUUCAAGUGCAACACGUGUAGCAGGGCGUUUACUCAGAAAUGCGAUUUGACGAUGCAUGUGAGGACUCACACCGGAGAGAAGCCGUACAGGUGCAACACGUGCAGCAGGGCGUUCACUCAGAAAACCCAUUUGACGAGUCAUGAGAGGACUCACACGGGAGAGAAGCCGUUCAAGUGCAACACGUGUAGCAGGGCGUUUAAUCAGAAAUGCGAUUUGACGAUGCAUGUGAGGACUCACACCGGAGAGAAGCCGUACAGGCGCAACACGUGCAGCAGGGCGUUCACUCAGAAAACCCAUUUGGCGAAUCAUGAAAGGACUCACACCGGAGAGAAGCCGUUCAAGUGCGAGACCUGCGGUAGAGCGUUUGCGGCUGAUACCAAUUUAUACAAUCAUCGGAAGAUACAUCGCAAGUGA